Messenger RNA from Erythranthe guttata (spotted monkey flower), 4495 nucleotides. The record is from RefSeq and is a predicted model, not a curated record. Lineage: Eukaryota; Viridiplantae; Streptophyta; Magnoliopsida; Lamiales; Phrymaceae.
GACUGACAAAAAAACAGAAAAUAGAACGAGCUUCUCCUCUGAAACAAAACCCUAAACCCCAUAACCAGAAGCAGUGAAGACGAUUGAUUCGAACAUUAGCAGCUAUGUUCUCUCCCCCCACUAAAAAGUCCAGCUUAACUUCACGCAAAAAUGUCGCUAACCGAAGUGAUGAUAUUUCCACCCCGCUCGCCGACAAUCGACGACAACUGCUCGACAGUCCCGCCGUCCCCAAUCGCCCCACCACCGGAACCCCUGCCCCUUGGUCUUCGCGCCUUUCCGUCCUCGCCAGAAUCACACCUGCAAAGAGAAGUGACAGAGGAGAUGAGGUAGAUGCUGUUCAGCCUGUAUAUGUUGGGGAGUUCCCUCAAAUAGUACGUGAAGCGCAAAUCACGCUAUCACAAAAUCGUGUUUCUGUCCAUCUGGCAGCUGAUACAUCUAUCUCUGGUGGAAUGGACAAGGUAACAUCUCUAGCGUGGAUUAUCUGUGGAAACAGGGUCUUUGUCUGGAAUUACUUAUUACCUGCUGCUUCAAGAAAAUGUAUUGUCCUUGACCUUAAUUCUUGCAUAUCAGAAAGUGGAGACACGGACAAAAGUUCGUAUCAAACUAACAAUUGGUUAGUCUGUAUUGUUAACUGGGACACCUCAAAGAAAACUGGUAUCAGUGUUGCUCAACAGACCAAUUCUGCAGGGAUUGUUAUGUGUAACAGAAAAACUCGCUCUCUAAUUUUCUGGCCAGAUAUACAUAAUGCUAACAGGGUCCCUCCAGUCACUUCGGCUGCUUUUUCGGAGGUAGAAGUGAUUUAUCCACGACAAAAUGGAAAAUCCAUCUCAAGCAAGCAGAGGCAAAUUGGCAACAAUGGUGCAAAAUCUUGUUUUGUCAACUCUUUGAUUGCCUCAGCAAUUCCUGCUGCCACCAACAGUUGUGUUGCUAUUGCAUGUUGUUCGAAUGGUAUGCUUUGGAGAUUUCUCUGCCGCCCUUCUGGUAUUCAUUGUGACCAGAUUGAGCAUGGCAUGUCAAAUAUAUUUUAUCAAGGAAGUGAUAAUAGCACACUUGUGGCAAGCAAGGGUUAUCCAAGGUCAUUGAUCUGGCACUCUUUUAGUCAUUCAUCAUCGGACACCACGAGACAGUUCCUUCUACUAACUAAUCACGAGAUACAGUGCUUUGAAGUAAUUUUUUUUUCUGAAUUUGACGUGUCAAAGCUUUGGUCACAUGAAAUUGUUGGCACCGACGGUGAUUUGGGUAUUCAGAAGGAUCUUGCUGGACAAAAGAGAAUUUGGCCUCUUGAUUUGGAUGUUGAUUGUGAUGGCAAGGUUAUAACUAUUCUUAUUGCUAUCUUUUGCAAGGAUCGGGGGGUCACCAGUUCAAGCUACACUGAAUACUCUCUGCUGACCAUGCAAUAUAAAUCUGGAGUAGAUAUUGCGAAGCCAAUAGGUGAAAACAUAUUGGAGAAAAAGGCUCCUAUCCAAGUGAUUAUACCUAAAGCUAGAGUAGAGGAUGAAGAUGUUUUAUUCUCAAUGAGAUUAAAGGUAGGUGGAAAGCCAGCUGGCUCUGCUAUGAUUCUCUCAGGUGAUGGUACUGCAACUGUUUCCCACUAUUGGAGAAACUCCACCAGACUCCAUCAGUUUGAUCUGCCUUAUGAUGCUGGAAAAGUUCUUGAUGCUUCAGUAUUCCCAUCGGCAGACGACAGUGAAGAUGGAGCUUGGGUUGUACUCACAGAGAAAGCUGGAGUUUGGGCUAUACCUGAGAGGGCUGUCUUAAUGGGUGGAGUUGAACCACCUGAAAGAAGCUUGUCUCGUAAAGGGAGUUCUAAUGAUGGACCUUUACAGGACGAGAGAAGAAACUUCUCUGGUGCCGGAAACAUUGCUCCAAGAAGAGCCAAUUCAGAAGCUUGGGAUGCAGGAGAUAGGCAAAGGACGAGCAUGGCUGGAGUUGUGCGUAGAAGCCCUCAAGAUGAAGAAUCAGAAGCUUUACUGAGUCAGCUUUUCCAUGAUUUUCUCUUGUCUGGGAAGGUUGAUGGCGCACUUGACAAACUUAGAAAUUCAAGAGCAUUUGAAAGAGAGGGCGAAACAAAUGUAUUUACCAGGACAAGCAAAUCAAUUGUUGACACUUUAGCUAAACAUUGGACAACAACCAGGGGCCCUGAGAUUGCUUUGUCUGUUGUGUCCACACAACUUGCAGAGAAGCAACAGAAGCAUCAAAAGUUCCUUCAGUUCCUUGCUUUGUCCAAAUGCCAUGAGGAAUUGUGUUCCCACCAGAGGCAAUCUAUGCAAAUUAUCAUGGAACAUGGGGAAAGGCUUGCCGGCAUGAUCCAACUGAGAGAACUGCAAAACACGAUUAGUCAUGCCAAUGCAUCCGGAUCUGGCUCUUAUCAUGCGUCAGAUGCUCGAACUUCAGGAGCUCUUUGGGAUCUUAUCCAGUUAGUCGGUGAGAGAGCUCGCCGGAACACAGUUCUUUUGAUGGAUAGGGAUAACUCUGAAGUAUUUUAUAGUAAAGUUUCCGACAUUGAGGAAGUAUUCCAUUGCUUAGAGAGACAGCUUGAAUAUGUCAUCAGUAUAGAUAUGCCGAUUCUUGUUCAAUUUCAAAGUUCUUGUGAACUCUCAGAUGCUUGUGUGACGUUAUUCCGUGCAGCCAUCGAAUAUAGGAGUGAGCAUCAUUUGUGGUAUCCUCCACCCGAGGGCUUGAUACCAUGGUACUCCAAAAACAUUGUGUGGAGUGGGCUCUGGACUCUGGCGUCAUUCAUGGUUCAGUUGCUCAAUGAAACAAAUCGCCUUGAUGAUUCUGCAAGGGUUGAUUUUUAUUCGAAUCUUGAAGUCCUCUCGGAAGUAUUACUUGAGUCGUAUUCUACUGCUAUCACAGCAAAAAUUGAACGAAAGGAAGAACACAGGACUCUAUUAGAGGAAUACUGGAACCGCAGAGAUGUCCUUCUUGACUCCCUUUAUCAACAAGUGAAAUCUUUUGUCCAAUCAAAACUCCAGGAUUCAGCUGUGGAAAACGAAGAACAGAACAAGGAUACUCUCAUGAAACUUUCUUCAAAGCUAUUAUCUAUUGCAAAGCGUCACGAGGGGUAUCAAACUAUGUGGAGCAUUUGCUGUGACCUGAAUCAUUCUGAACUCCUUCAAAGUCUCAUGCAAGAAAGUAUGGGUCCUAGAGGAGGUUUCAGUUGCUUUGUCUUCAAACAACUCUACGAAAGCAAACAGUUUUCGAAGCUUAUAAGGCUGGGCGAGGAGUUCCAGGCUGAGCUAGCUACAUUUCUGAAGCAGCAUCCAGAUCUUCUCUGGCUUCAUGAAGUGUUUCUUCAUCAAUUUUCCUCAGCUUCCGAAACUUUACAUGCAUUAUCUCUUUCUAAGGAUGAUGCAUCAAUUUCAACUAUUGACGAUACUGAAUCUAGCAGCUCGGGGCGUCAAUUAACUUUGGCGAACAGAAAGCAUUUUCUGAAUUUAGCAAAAAUAUCUGCAAUGGCAGGAAGAAAGGAUGCGUACGAGCUAAAGAUGCAACGGAUCGAAGCAGAUCUGAACAUUUUACAGCUACAGGAAGAAAUAUUGAGGCAAACACCAGAUAACGAGGAAAAACAAUCAAUUGAAGAGAAGCUUCUUCCUCCAAUUGACCUCAUCGAAUUGUGUCUCAAAAUCCAAACACGGGAUCUUUCAUUACGAGCCUUUGAUCUUUUCUCAUGGACCAGUGCCUCCUUUCUUAGAAGCAAUACGAACCUAUUGGAAGAAUGCUGGAGGAACGCUGCAAAUCAAGAUGAUUGGGAAAAACUGUACCAAAUGUCUAUGACCGAGGGAUGGAGCGACGAGACGACUGUGGACAUUCUUAAGGAAACAAUACUUUUUCAAGCCUCCAGCAAGUGUUAUGGGCCAGUGGCAGAAAAUCUUGAUGUUAAAUUCGAACAAGUUCUUCCACUGAGCCAAGAAAGUACCGAACACUCUGUAGAAGCUGUUCUCAGACAGCACAAAGAUUUCCCAGAUGCAGGGAAACUGAUGGUGAUGGCGAUUAUGCAUGGCAGUUUUUCGGUGGGUCCCACUGGAACGGACUACGAAGAUGAUUAUCCCAUGGAGUGAAAUAAUUGUUAUAAGGUAUGGGUUUAUUUGACUUGUGUAGUAUUUUCAAGAGUCUCUUUAAUUGCGAGGGGGUGUAGUAUUUUCUGGAAUUCUCGAACUCUGGAAUUUUGAAGUGGAUAUACGAGAUUGAUUAGAUUAAAAACAUGAUCAUGGUAAAAAAAGGCUCAACGAAACGGAAAGAGCAAUUCUCAUGUUCUUGAUUGUAGCUGUCAAAAUUGCUGUUGCUGGGUACUAGAUGUGUAAGCUUGUAUGGAUAGCAUGAAACGGAAAACAAUUUUUAAUAUGUCGUUUAAGUCGAAGUUUCUGUACCUGAGAAAUGCUAUACUGCAUCGAGAUACAAGUUGUAUGAUAGAUAUAUUUAUUCUCUAACCAACUGUAAGUAGGAGAAUUGGUAUUAUCUAAUACUGAGUAUUAUGUGUGACAUCUUGUUAUUU